AUGUCGGGCGCCAGGACUUCGUUUUAUCGACCGACCGGCCAAUCGCGCCGUGCCGUCCGUAAUCAACAACAAUUCGAUCAUGACGUCUUCGAAGGCCUACCCAUCCGUCGUUGGAACAGACAAUGGAUGUGGUACGCCAAAAAGAACGUGCCCCCACCACCCCCACCCGAAUUGCCCCUACCGAAGGAAACUCACCUCCUAACCCCUAUGUCCCAAACUCUUCUCAAAGCUGCUCGAAACGGGACGUUGGGAAAACCACAGGAUGAAGAAGCAGCGGAGGAUAUUUCGACCGAGAAGAAGAUAACGGGGAGCACUCGAUUAUUCAUGACAAACAAAUGGACGGUUAUUGCACGUGAAGAUGAACCUGCCGAGCCUGAAUAUUUGGGACGACCGCCGGAUACAUUCAGUCGACACAGUAGAUUGGUGAGGAAGAUGGUUAAUGGGAAGGUUAUAAUUGUAGAGGAAGAGUUGGAGGAGAUGUAUACUGAGGUUCCAGUGCCAGGGGUUGCUGUGGAUGGAGUUGUUGCUUCGCCCGCGCAGCCGAUUAAGAGACGUCCACCGCCACCGAAGAGGAAGCCUGGUAGAGGAAGAAAACCUGGGUUUAAGAAGAUGGUUACUUUCUCCGAGGAUGGCAGGGCUUUGCCGACGGGUGAGGGACAUGCAACACCAAGUGGGACAGCUGGAAACGGCGGAGAGGGUGAAGGGGAUGGAGAUGGAGAAGGAGAGGGUGAAGAUGAUGUUGAAAUGGGGGAUGCCGAAGACGGAACUCCUGAUGAUCAAGAUAACGAUGGGGAAGACGGGGACGGGGAGAAUGAUGUCGAGGCUACUCCUCUUGGAGAAGCGGCAACUCUAGAAGUCACGGCGGUGGCGGCAGCAGCAGCUCAGGUUAAGAAGGAAGAAACAGUGGAACCUAUGGAGGUUUCAUCACCGACUCCAGCAGUUGCUGCUUCCAUCCCAUCGAUCGCUGAGGUUGUCGAGCAGAAGAUCAAGUCUCCUACCCCCGUUGCAGCUCCUGCAGCAAUCAAGGAACCUACUCCGGAAGAAACGGCCCCCGAACCAGUCGUGGAAGUGGCCCCUGAAGAAGUUCCAGAGCCCAUUCCUACCGUCGAAGCUCCUGCUCCAGCUGUAAAAAGUCCGACACCACUUCAACCUCCCACCACCACUACCGAAGAGACAGCGGCGGCAAGUCCAUCUGCUAAUCCUCUAAAACGCAAAUCUCCAUCCGAUGAAGGAGAAGACGAACUAAUCGAUAAAGAUCUGGAAAACCAUGAAGUAUCAAUUGCAGCUGCUGUCGCAGAGCGAGAGAGUCAUGACGAAACAUUGUCACCAGCCCCCCCUCCACCAGCUACGUCAGAUUAG
This is a messenger RNA of Orbilia oligospora ATCC 24927, 1359 nucleotides long. RefSeq lists its product as uncharacterized. The record is from RefSeq and is a predicted model, not a curated record. Bases 1 to 1359 code for a protein of 452 amino acids. NCBI's taxonomy places the organism in Eukaryota, Fungi, Ascomycota, Orbiliomycetes, Orbiliales, Orbiliaceae. The transcript has 2 exons.